UUCCUACUUUUGCUAAAAAAAAUAUAAUUUCUGCAUUUCUCGAGCAGCAUCUGCUUAAAAAUUUGUUAAAAACAUUAAAAUUUCUUAAUUAAAAGACCAAAAAAUGGAUAAAAAUAGCGCUGCCUUAGUAAAGAAAUUGCAAUCCGAAUUGGAAGCUUACCAAAAUUUGCAAAAAACAUGUGUGAAAUUAGUCAAACAACGUACAUUAUUGGAGAGUCAAUUGAAUGAAAAUAAAUGUGUUUUGGACGAACUUAAUCUCUUGGGACCCGAUAACAAAGUAUACAAACUCUAUGGCCCUGUAUUGGUUAAACAGGAAUUAGAAGAAUCACGACAAAAUGUAGGCAAACGUAUAGAGUACAUAUCGAAAGAACUAAAAAGUUCAACUGAUACUUUGGAAAAUGUAGAAAAGGAUAUGACUAAACAUCGGGAGGCUGUGCAAAAAUUGCAACAACAAUACCAAGUAGCUGCCGCUAUGAAAUAAGAAAAUCGAAUAUGUAUAUUUUAUUAAAAAAAUAAGUUGUGUUAAUGCUUUAAGUCAAUAAUCAUAUAAAUGGAAAAGAAUUGGCAUCAAAGUUGGCUAAAAAAUAUACGUAUACAUUUUUACUUGAAA
Messenger RNA from Lucilia cuprina (Australian sheep blowfly), 610 nucleotides. RefSeq names its product probable prefoldin subunit 6 (gene Pfdn6). NCBI's taxonomy places the organism in Eukaryota, Metazoa, Arthropoda, Insecta, Diptera, Calliphoridae. Bases 104 to 481 code for a protein of 125 amino acids. Gene Ontology annotation, molecular function: protein-folding chaperone binding. Gene Ontology annotation, biological process: protein folding; chaperone-mediated protein complex assembly. Gene Ontology annotation, cellular component: prefoldin complex; cytoplasm. The transcript has 2 exons. The record is from RefSeq and is a predicted model, not a curated record.